AUGCUGUCAGAGGCUCGCGCAGGGCUGCUAGGAUGUUCACAGGCAUCUCCAGAAGAUGCAGCAGGCUGGCUUUCAAGGUACACCUUCUGGUGGGUCUUUCCGAGCAUUCGUGCCGCCAAUAGAAAGGCCCGCCUGUCACAGGAAGAUUUGCCGAAACUGCCGCGCGUCGAUGAUCCAGAGUCGCUGUUUGCGAGGGUUGCGAGCUGGUGGCAAUCGAAGAGAGGCAAGAGCACGCAAAUCCUGCGGUCAGUGUGCUGGGGAAUCCAGUGGCGAGUCUUCCUGUACUCGGUGCUACAUGGUUGGACCUUCCUUUUCUUCAUGACGAUCGACCCGCUCAUGCUCCGGGUGCUGCUGAAUGCUGUGCAGGACAGCAGUGAGGGCACAACCACAGUCAGUCUCCCGGUGCAGCUCUGCCUUGUCGGCGCCUUGAGCCUUUCCAUGUUGAUCCGUGUCACCUGCAUGGAAAUCUGCUUCUUCGCAUCUGUGCGAGUCCAGAACAACGUGCGAUCGGUACUCGUGCAUGCCAUAUUCCGAAAGUCACUUUGCAUUCCGGACCAUGAGCUCGACAUCGGCCGCGUGUCCAAUUUGAUGGCCACGGAUGCGGACAAGAUCGGCAAGUGGUCUUCCCUGCUUUUUUCGCUGUCGCAGUGGUCUUGGACCUUCUUUUCCUUGCCCUUCCUCGUCUACUUCCUGUACCAGUUGGUGGGAUCAGCUGCUUUCCUUGGCACAGCCAUGGUGGUGGUUGGAGCGGGCACUUCGCGAGCUCUGGGCCGAUGCCUGCAAUCCUGGACCAAGGUUGUUCAAGAGUGUCGUGAUCACCGUGCAAGUUUGAUGAGCGAGAUGGUUCGGGGAAUCCGGACGGUGAAGCUGCAGGUUUGGGAGCCAGUUUGGCACGAGCGUCUUUCCGCAGCAAGAAGCGCUGAGAUGAAGGCAAUCGUUCGAGUUCGCAUCCUCCAGGCCUUCAGCACGCUCGUGGGCUCGGUCUUGAGCGUUAUGGUACCAGUCAGCAUCUUUGCCUGGUACACCAUCGUCCUCGGCCGUAAGCUUGAUGCUGCAACAGCAUUCACGACAUUGGCUUGGAUCUCCACAUUGCAGUGGUCCGUGCAAGCUCUGCCUGGCAUCUACCGGGCUGUGGCGAACUUGAAGCCCAGCUUCGACCGCAUCGACCGCUUCUUGACCACUCCCAUUUCCGUGGGGGAGAUACCAGAGCUGCCUGAGCUGCCUGAGAUGCCAGAGCCAGGAAGCGUGGGAGUAGACUCAGUAGACGUGGAGCUGGCCUCGCUCCCUUCGAUGCCGAGGCGGCCUUGGCACGAGGAGCCUUGGCUCAGCACGAGUGCUUACCAAGGACUUGCCUCUUCCAACACUGGAACUGCUGUAGACGUCCAGGGCGCGGCCUUUGGCUACAGACGUUGGCACGCAAACUGCUUGGAGGAAACUUGUGUUUUGGACCAGGUGAGCUUCCAGGUUCAACGGGGCAGCUUCGUGAUGAUUGCAGGGCCUGUCGGCAGCGGGAAAAGCACCUUGCUGGCCUCCUUAGCAUGCUCGCGGCCUCCCCUCCGUGGGAUUUGCCGAGUGAGCGGGCAGAGGGCCUUCGUUCCCCAGAAGCCAUUCCUGCUGAACGGCACUGUGAAAGAGAAUAUCCUUUUUGGGCUUCAGCUUGACGAGGAGAGGUAUGCCACAAGCCUCCAACUGGCCGCUCUGUUGGAGGACCUCAGCACCUUGUCGCAGGGUGACCAAACCCCCGUGGGCGAGAGCGGGGUGCAGCUGUCAGGUGGGCAAAAAGCACGAGUUGCCUUGGCACGCGCCGUGUACGCAAAUGCCGACGUACUUUGCCUUGAUGAUGUCCUCAGCGCCGUUGAUGCGCACACUGCUCGGUACAUAUGGGACACCUGCUUCAUUGAAGGGUUCCUGCGGAACAAGAAGACGGUGAUUCUAGUGAGCCACCAGAUUCAGUAUUUGUCCCGUCCGGAAGUGGAUUCUGUCAUCAUGCUCCAGAACGGCCGGCUCUGGUUGCAUGGGCCCUGGAGUGAGUUGGCCAAAAGCGGGGAUGCCUUCCUGAGCCUCGUGCAAGAAUGGGAUGAGGAAGAGACGGUCCUUUCUCGGCAGUCUUCAGCGUCUUCCAGCUCAUCAGAGGCACCUGAACGCAAUGUUGACGAGCUCAUCAGCCUCCCUGAGUGUCAGUCGGCCAUUGGCUCGGUGCUGGGAGCAUUGGAGGGCCGGCGCAUCGACGCCGCCUUGAUCCGGAGCGUCCAGGAUGCCCUGAGCGGAUCCGCGGACCAGGCCGACCUCGUCCGCGAAGGCACGAUCUCCUGGCCAGACUUCCGGCUGUACCUCCAAGCCUUCGGCUCCAACUUUGUCAUCGCAUUGAUGCUGCUCAUCAUGAUCUUUUCUGCGGUUAGCCAGAUCUGGAGCACCUUGUAUCUGGCAGCCUGGACCAGCGGCAAAGAAUCUGAAAGUGAGCAAGAACACAACGUCCUGAUUUACUGUCUGAUCAGCGUUUCGACGGCAUUGGCGAAUUGCUUCCAAGCAAUUCUUCUCACCGUUUGCGCUCUCUGUGCAUCUCGCAGCAUUCAUCGAGACAUGCUGCAGAAGGUGCUGAAUGCCCCGAUGUCCUUCUUCGACUCGUCUCCGACUGGCCGGAUCCUGAACCGAUUUCUACAAGAUAUUCAGAACAUCGACAACUUCCUGCCGGACUCGAUGUCAGACCUGAUCAUGAAAACGUUAACCAUUGUGACGCAGCUUUCACUGGUGUACAUCGAGGCUCCUUGGGUGCUGUGUAGCCUGCCCAUCCUCGCCGUGCCUUACUCCAUGAUCUACAAUCGCAUGCGCAUCCCGAACCGUGACUCGCGCCGCUUGGAAAGCGCUGCGCGAAGCCCGGUGUACACGCACUUCGGGGACACGCUUCACGGUCGUGAGACCGUGCGUGCCUUUGCCGCGGAGGCUCGCUUCGAGAAGGAGAAUCUGAAGCACAUCAGCGUGAUGGCACAGGGACUCUACGGAAACCAAGCAGUGGGAAAGUGGGCACAGGCCUUAACGACUCAGUGGGGCUGCACUCUCUACUGCGUCUCUGCCUUCGUUUGUGUUGAGCUUUCCCGGAGAGGGCUCAUGCAAGCUGGUCACAUGGGCCUUGUUCUUCUUUACUCAGCGCAGCUGCAAAGAGGCAUGAUGGACUAUAUGAUGGGCGCCGCUGACGUUGAGACCAAGUUCGUGUCUGUGGAACGGGUUGCCGAAUACCUGCGCCUUGAAGAGGAAUGUAUUGACACACAGGAGACCGAAAAUGUCGACUCUCCCACGGUGCAGUGGCCUAGCCAGGGGGAAGUGCGUUUCGAAGCUGUGGCCAUGCGCUACCGGCUUCACCGUGCCUUGGUCUUGAAGGGCAUUGAUCUCUUCAUCCCUGGCAAAGCCAAGCUCGCGUUCUGCGGGCGCACCGGCUGCGGCAAAAGCUCCCUCUUCAGUGUGCUUAACCGGCUGUACCCACUCGCCUCUGGCCGUGUUCUCGUCGAUGGGGUGGAUAUCAGCCAGCUUUCACUGCAGACGCUGCGCAUGAGCAUUCGCGUGGUGUCGCAAGACGCGUUUCUUUUGUCUGGCUCGCUGAGGCAGAAUCUGACCAUGGGUGCAAGUGAGCAUGAUGAUGACGUGCUGUGGCACUGUUUGUCAGUGGUGGGAUUGGAUGGGAAGGUGAGGGAAUUGCCUGGAAGCCUCGACUUUCGUGUGGAUGUUGCUGGUGGAAACUUCUCUGUGGGCGAGCGACAGUUGCUGACCCUGGCCCGCGUCCUCGUUCCCAGCGUGCCCUGCAACCUGGCAAACUGGAUGCCUCCGCGCAUCCUCCUUUGCGAUGAGGCCACAGCCAACAUCGAUGUCAUCACGGAUGAGAAGGUGCACCAGGUCGUGUUGGCAAUGGAUGCCACCGUCAUGAUGAUCUGCCACCGUCUCCAACACAUCACACGGUUUCAGCAGGUGGUGGUGCUGGAUGCCGGCCUGGUCAUCGAGCAGGGCUCACCAGAAGAUUUGCUGGACUCUGACAGGAGGCCGAUCUCACAUUUGACGCGCCUUUGCGCGGCUGCAGGGCUCUGA
Symbiodinium natans is the source of this 4074-nucleotide messenger RNA. The record is from the annotation of a GenBank genome assembly. NCBI's taxonomy places the organism in Eukaryota, Dinophyceae, Suessiales, Symbiodiniaceae.